This is a messenger RNA of Metopolophium dirhodum (rose-grain aphid), 1152 nucleotides long. Its product is annotated as transmembrane protein 256 homolog. The transcript is spliced from 5 exons. The coding region runs from base 408 to 917 and encodes 169 amino acids. NCBI's taxonomy places the organism in Eukaryota, Metazoa, Arthropoda, Insecta, Hemiptera, Aphididae. The record is from RefSeq and is a predicted model, not a curated record.
CAACAAAACUCUAAAGUACAAUUAUUUCUCUUUAUACAGAACCACUCUUUGUCUAAAUAAUAAUAUUAUGUUAUCUAUAAAAAUAAGAAGAUGAAACGCCAUGAAACUAUCAACUAGUAAAUUAGAAGUAAUUUAAAAUUUUAUGAUACUACAGAAUGCUGAAGAACACUUGAAAUGUAUUAAUUAGAAUUUAAUUAAAUUGUGUCCUACUAUAUUACUGUCUAGUGCGAGUUUUGUGAAUAAAUUAAAUAUCUAUUUGCUGUUUACAUUAUUGUUAUAUUGAGCAGUGUUAUGAUUGCCAAUUUUGAAUGAUUUUAUAGUAACAAGCGAAGUAACAAGUUUGGUUGUAGCAAUUUAUUAUUUGGUUUUUGUUUCCAAAACAUCUUAUUCGUGAUUUGUUGUAUAUUAUGAUUUCUGAUUCAGUUCAAGGAGCUGUUAAAUGGAUUACAUAUACGAAUCCAGUCGUUACUAACUCAGUACAAGGGUUUAAUUCAAUGCUAAAUUGGGUUGGAAUAACAAGUUCUAGUGAAAAACAAAAAAUUAUGAAGAUGGAGAGUCAAAAUAUAUUUCAAAUGCUUGGAAAAAAUAUCUAUAUCUAUAAAAUGGCCGGCCUUUUAGGAGCAUCUGCUGUUAUAUUAGGAGCUUAUGGAGCUCAUGUUGUGGCUCAUAAAGCUAACCCUGAAGAAAUAAGAAAUUUUGAAACAGCAAAUCGGUAUCAUUUUUACCAUACUUUUGCAUUAUUUGGUGUACCAUUUUGUCGUUUUCCUAGAAUUACUGGAGCACUCUUUAUUAGUGGAACUUUAAUAUUUUGUGGUACAUGUUAUUACAACGGACUGACAGGAGAUAAAACAUUCAACAAAUAUACACCCACUGGGGGUAUGUUAUUAAUUGCUGCUUGGAUGUCAAUGAUUCUUUAGAAAAUUAAUGAUUUUAAGUUUUUACCUGGAUUAUUAGUUAAUAAAGAUUUGAUAAUAAGUUUCUCUAAUAUUGUUAAUAACACUUGAUGUAUGUGUUAUUGUAUUUAUUUAAAUUUAAAACAAUGUAUUCAUAUAAAAUCAACUGGUUUAAAUAUUGUAAGAAUAUACUUGAUUUAAGUGAAUGAAAAUUAAAUAGGACUGGUAAUAUAUUAAAAAUAUAUACUUUCUUCAUUUA